Messenger RNA from Cladophialophora psammophila CBS 110553, 318 nucleotides. RefSeq lists its product as uncharacterized. Gene Ontology annotation, molecular function: carbon-sulfur lyase activity. Bases 1 to 318 code for a protein of 105 amino acids. The transcript is spliced from 3 exons. The record is from RefSeq and is a predicted model, not a curated record. Lineage: Eukaryota; Fungi; Ascomycota; Eurotiomycetes; Chaetothyriales; Herpotrichiellaceae.
AUGAAGCUCUCCCCUCCUGUGGAGGAUGGUCCGGUGACCAGCUGCAAUUGCUCUAUUUGUGCCAUCAACGGAUAUCUCAUGGUUUACCCUUUGGAGUCCAACAUCACCUGGAUCAGUGGUUUUGACGAACUGACCACUUACACCUUCGGCAAAGAGAGAAUAGCACAUUCCUUCUGCUCGACUUGCGGGACAAGCAUUGGCGGGAAGAGCACCGAUCCCAACUUUUUUGCUGAUAACCGGGCGUUGAAUGUGCGCACACUGAAAGGCGUUGACAUUGAUGCACUGAAAUUGAGGAAAGUAGAUGGUCGAAAUGCAUAG